CCGGGCGCUGCCUGCUAGGGCGUCUCCCGGCCCGUCGCUUAUUUAACUCCGGGGGCGGGGCAGGGCGGCGCUUACACAACAGUCGGGCGGCGGCGGGAGCGGCGCCAUGUCCUGGUACCGGAACACCGUGUGGUUCCUGAAGGGGCUGCGGGAGUACACCAGGAGUGGCUAUGACUCUGCAUCCAAACACUUUGUUCCGGCAGAUUUGGAGGUAAAUGUAACUGGAAGAUCCUUCAUGAUUACUGGAGCAAACAGUGGUAUUGGCAAAGCAACUGCAACGGAGAUAGCAAAGAGAGGUGGCACACUUCAUCUGGUUUGCCGAAAUAAAGAGAGAGCUGAAGAAGCUAAAAGAGAAAUAACAACAGAAACUGGUAAUCAGAAUAUCUUUUUGCACAUUCUGGAUAUGUCUAAUCCCAAGGGAAUUUGGGAGUUUGCUGAAAAAUUCAAGGUUGAACAUAAAUUAAAUGUCUUGAUCAACAAUGCAGGCUGCAUGGUAAACAAGAGAGAACUAACAGAGGAUGGACUUGAAAAGAAUUUUGCUACAAAUACCUUGGGUACAUACAUUCUCACAACUGCUCUACUGCCUUUGCUGGAAAAAGAAGAUGAUCCUAGAGUUAUAACUGUCUCUUCAGGAGGGAUGUUGGUGCAGAAAUUAGAUGUAUCUGAUUUGCAGUCUGAAAACAUAACAUUUGAUGGUACUAUGGUCUAUGCCCAAAACAAGAGACAGCAAGUAGUCUUGACAGAACAAUGGGCUAAAGUGCACAAAAACAUCCAUUUCUCUGCCAUGCAUCCUGGCUGGGCAGAUACACCAGCGGUGAGAUCAGCGAUGCCAGAAUUCUAUGAAAAGAUGAAGAAUAAACUGCGCACAGAGGCUCAGGGAGCCGAUACAGUAGUGUGGCUGGCAGUCUCACCUGCAGCAGCUAAGCAAACAAGCGGCCUGUUCUUCCAAGACCGGCAACCUGUUUCUACCCACUUGCUCCUGGCCAGAACAUAUUCUUCACCAGAGGAGGAAGAGAAGCUAAUAAAAACUUUGGAAGAGCUUUCCCAGAAAUUUAAACCCACUUGAUCAUGUCUUCUGUAGGCAUUUAUCACCACCCAAUUGAACAGAAAUGAAGCUUUGAAUUAGAAUACUAGCAGAACUGUAUUACACCUGUUACAAAUAUGAGGGGAAGAGAACAAGUUUGCUACAACUAAUAUACUUAUGCAGAAUCACACUUCACCUUUUAUAACAAGUUGUAAUGUAUACUGUUACUGCAGGCUUUCAUAAGAUAGCAUAAGCUAUUGAGCAGUUGAAGAUGAAUUCAGAUUUUGCUCCCCUGAAGUCCUACCUCUGUCUGUCAUACAGUAGAGUACAUGCACCUUGCUUCAAGUAUGUAAAGGAAACACCAGAGGGAGGUAUUUCAGCAUUGGGUUGCUCAUAUGUGCCUGUAACAAACAAGUGCUAGCCUAGCACUAUUACUAAUUACUGACUGCCCCAUAAACUUGUGUGGCUACAAUCAGUUAGUGCUUGGUUAGACUUUACCUCUCCUAUCUAGGUUUUGCUAGUGUCAGUAUUUUCCCCUUGCACUCACAACUCCUCCACUGCUUUAUAACAGUAGAGGAGUGGGCUGUAGGUGGAAAAGAAAGGUCAAAGUACUUUUUCCAAGACCAGAAGUGCUAGACUGCUAUUUGGAAAGCCUAUUAUAGUCCUUUUCAAUCUGAUUUUUCUAACUGAUCUUUUAUUUAUAGCAAACUACUUUUCUUCUUUGGAGGCUAAACCAGUACCUUUCCCUCUAUCUAUAUAUGCUGUAUUUUAGAGCUAAGAACCUUCUCUCCUGUAUGGGGGCAAGGGGUAGUCUGCUUAUGGGGCUGUAGACACUCAGUUUGGAGUGUCUUUCCUUUCAUAGGUUUCAGAGUAGCAGCCGUGUUAGUCUGUAUCCGCAAAAAGAACAGGAGUACUUGUGGCACCUUAGAGACUAACAAAUUUAUUAGAGCAUAAGCUUUCGUGGACUACAGCCCACUUCUUUGGAUGCAUAUAGAAUGGAACAUAUAUUGAGGAGAUAAGGCCUGUUCCUACAAAGGUCUAUAUCAGUUUAACUGAACCAGCAAGUGUUACACAAUUCAUGUAAACAGUCAGGUUUAAGGCCUUGAGAUUUUCUGUAAACUAAUUACUGAAAACAGGAGGAAGUAAGACCACUAUUUUCUGUGUAGGCAGCUCUGCAGCUGUUGCCAAAUUCCUGCUGCUUGACUCAAUGAACAGGGAGGAAAUACUAUUCCAUUCCAGCCUCAAGGGGUUGGAGCUUUGAUUUAAGGAAGCACAGAGCCACAUACUAAAGUGAAAACCUAAUCUGGAUGGGAGCUUGCCUUCAGCAAUGGUAAUGACAAUGCUUGAAAAUAGCUGUACCUUUACAGCCAAGAGAAUGAAAGGAGAAACUAGUACAUGCUUGUUACAUGGGUGGCACCUAAAGCUGUAGUAAAGCCUUUAACAGAAGGGUGCACACAUCAUAGCUUCCAUAUGCUGCACUUACUGCAUGUAACAGGACUAGUUGCAUUCCACCCUCCAUUUCAGGGACUCACUGAAAUCCCCCUCACAAGGAUUCUGUAUGUCUCCCAUACCAGCAUCUCAGUACAUCCUCUAGUGAUCAUGUUACAUUCAGACAGAAGUGCUGGCUAGUUGAGUGCAAGGCCAUGCAAACUCAGCUAAUUAUGGGAGGUAACUAAAAGGUUAAAUUCAUUUUAGCUGUGUACAUUCAGAAUUGAUGGAAUAUGCUGAAUAAGACAAUUGAAGUGCAAGCAGGGGGAACUAAUGAACUUUAGAAUUAGCAAAGUAUUGGUCUGCUUAAGGCAACAUGGACACAGCCACACUGCAAAAGCAGUAAAAUUUUGAACAGCAGUAGUUUGAUUGCCUAUAGGCAACACCAGUCUUUGGCAGUAAACUUUUUAUAACAAGCCUUUGAAAAUUACAAAAGAAAUAUUAUUCUAACAUACCUUAUUGAGACUGUUAAACUAGAACCUGUAUAUAAAAAAUAACUAGUUCUCAGCUAGCAGCAAGAAUACUACCUUUAAGGCUUGUCUACACUACAUGGCAAAGUCUUCAGGGGGAGGGGGUCCACAGGUUAGAGGAGGUAGUUGUAGAGCACUGUAACUGCUCAAUGUAGAUACUGCUGGCAUGUUCUAAAAGGUACUUAGUUUGCAUUAGUCCUCUGUCAAUAAGACCCCCUCUAGAACACUUUGCUGCCCUGCAGACAAGCCCAUAGUUUACUAGAGAUAUCAAAGUGAGUGAGUUGUCUUUCUGGGCUAUAAAGAUUGAUCACUUGAGGCCAUGCUACUGCCCAAAGGAGAAUUAAUUAUGUCUAGAUUUUAAAUGUUAUAAGGAAGCUUUCACAAAAGAGGUGUCCCAGCUGUGUAAAGUGCACACAGUUUAAAAAAGGAGUAUGCUGUAAGGUCCUUUACAUUUGUGUUCAGAAGCAUCCAAAUUAGGUAUAAAGAAACUUGUGUUUCCAGUCUGCUCUCUCUAUGUCAAAAUACAGUCAAACGAAAACAUUAUCUUAGUAGUAUAACAAGCUUCUAGCAAGAUACUGAGUAGUUAGAUGUUAGAAUAUAGAUAUUCAGGCCUGCCUGUAAAGGUCUAUAUACUUUAAGAACUUAGGUGUAUUUUUAAUCACUUAGCUAGUUAUAGAGGUAUGAAACAAAUCAAAAAUCACAAGUCCACCUGUGUACAGGCCUUCUCCCACUAGGAUAGCCUGAGGCCUUGUUCUCAGGCUAAGGCCUUUGGCUAAGCAGUAGAGGCAGCCAUAAGCUGGGAAGUGAAUGGUCACAUCCUCACAUCCCAAACCAGUCACACUAAAAAUAAGCUGCUAUUGGGCUGUUAGGAAGACAAUCCUGUCCUGAUAGUGCCCAUCACCACCAGAUAAAGAAAUCGAUCUUAAGAUGGUUAAAGAAAACUUAAGUUUGAUUUCUUGCCAGACAGGAUGCUCUUAUCAAUGGUUGUGAAACCCUCAUUUCUGUAUUUUUAUCUUUAUGGCCCCCACUUUUCUAUUGUUAAUCUGUCUGGUUCUCUAACUUUUUCUGUCUGCUGUAUAAUUAAUUUUGCUAGAUGUAAGUUAAUUAGGGUAGUGAGAAUUCUCUAACCAAUUCUAUGUUAGGCUUGGUUAGUUAAAUUUCAGUAAAAUGACUGGUUAAGGUACAGCUGAGAAUAUUACUAUAUAAACUGGGGUCAAACAGGAAGUGGAAGAGGAAAUUGGAAUCAUGCUUGCUAAUGAGGGGGAAGGAACUGGAAUAGGGACACAGUAAACACUCUGUGGCAUCAAAGCUGGGAAGGGGGAUGGGUAAAUGCUCUGUGGAGUCAGAGCUGGGAACAGAACACUGAGGGGGGAGGGGGGAAGGGGAAGAAACAGGCUCUCUUGGCGUAUUAAAGAUAAGCCCGACUGGUGUGAAGGGCUUUGGAAUAGGCUUGCUUGGAAACUAACCCCAAUAAACAUCGCAUUGUCUGCG
This is a messenger RNA of Malaclemys terrapin pileata, 4473 nucleotides long. It is a transcript of the gene DHRS12, whose product is annotated as dehydrogenase/reductase 12. NCBI's taxonomy places the organism in Eukaryota, Metazoa, Chordata, Testudines, Emydidae. The transcript is spliced from 10 exons. The record is from RefSeq and is a predicted model, not a curated record. Bases 107 to 1066 code for a protein of 319 amino acids.